Messenger RNA from Cyphellophora attinorum, 462 nucleotides. RefSeq lists its product as uncharacterized. NCBI's taxonomy places the organism in Eukaryota, Fungi, Ascomycota, Eurotiomycetes, Chaetothyriales, Cyphellophoraceae. The transcript has a single exon. The coding region runs from base 1 to 462 and encodes 153 amino acids. The record is from RefSeq and is a predicted model, not a curated record.
AUGUACACCGUGGCCGGUGGCAGCGCGUACAAUGGCAGUUACAUCUACUCUCAUCACACUGGAGCCGGUUCCGGCAUCGCUGCCGCAUCUACCAAUGCCUCGUAUGCCAUGACAGCCAACCUCCUGCCACCUGCUGCAAAUGCAACAGACGACGGUUACCAGGUCGGCUUCACUUUUACGGGCAAUCAAUACGGCCCGUGGUACAUGGAUGUGGUCGUGCCCGAUUUCUAUUCCAGCACAUCGCCCGUCACUAUCGGCGGCAGCAACCCUCCUGACACCGAUGGUUACUUUUUCGGUGGUAAUGGGCUGUACUGGAACAGCACAGGCUUCUUUGGCUGGGCCAUCUGCACAGCGAGUUACGACGUUCCGCAGCUCUUCGCCAUCACUAACAACGCUACGAACUUGGCCUGUUCCUGCGUCCCAGUAUACCUCUACAGUGUUCCUGCGCCAAAUCCGGCCUGA